Messenger RNA from Trypanosoma conorhini, 1671 nucleotides. RefSeq names its product putative UDP-Gal or UDP-GlcNAc-dependent glycosyltransferase. Bases 1 to 1671 code for a protein of 556 amino acids. NCBI's taxonomy places the organism in Eukaryota, Euglenozoa, Kinetoplastea, Trypanosomatida, Trypanosomatidae. The record is from RefSeq and is a predicted model, not a curated record. The transcript has a single exon.
AUGCGCAAAAAUCCGUAUCUGGCGCACUACUUCGGUGCCGCAUUGGACUCUAGUUGCGAGGAAGAGGUGGUAAAUGCGUCCACAAACUUUGUGUUCUUCCCCGGCCCAAAGCACAUGACGCAGCGGGUGUUCCGCCCAUCGCGGGGUCCAGAGCCGUCAAAAGAGCCCCGCACGCCUGUCCGUACACCGCCUUCGAAUCUCACUGCCGGUAUCCGGAUGCCCACAGCAGUGGCACGUGAUGGCUUUCCGUCGUCGCCUCCCGAAUGGACAAAUAGACUGCCGCCCCUGUCUCCUUCCGCUUCACUACGUUCCACUCCAGUAGAGGUGUACACAGGUGGACGAAACUUAUUGCAUAGUGACAUUGCAGCAACACCGUCUGAAUCGACAAUGAAGGUUUGCAUAUCGCAGCCUCUACCGCCCUCAAACGUUGCAGUACGGGCAGAAGCCCCUGGAUGGGAUCCAAUAAUUAGACAGUCGCAUUCUGCCCUUGCACAGGCCAAACAAUUACUAGACGUAAACACGCAAGCCUCUGACGCUGCUACACCUAUUCUUAAUGGAGUUCUUAGCACUGUUACCUCCGGUGAAAGACAAAGGGAGAGGGAAGAGGUGCCACACGUGUCACCUACAAAGACGCCCUGUGAGGGAGAACUUACUUUGCCAGGUCCCACGUCCUCGUGUACUCUGUUGAGUUCUGCUGAACGUCACACUCUUGACGUGAACGUCCCGCUACAGUCGCCAAAAGUGUCGACGUCUGCAGAAGCGUCUCCACAGGCUCCGGUUGUAAAUGCGUCCCCACGGGAAGAAGGGGAAGAUAUCGUGCCAAGCCCCAUGUCCUCCUCUCUUCCAACAAACUGGGUUAGUUCUCGUCCCGAUCUAUCGGCCUUGCAGCAGUCGGUGGCACCGGCUCCGCUGCAGACAAGGUGUCUUGUUCUGAUGCCAAACCCUGAUGCCGCCGCGUGUGCUUUGAAGCGCUGGUCACGUCGACCACCUUUUGUUUCCCCGACGCCGAACAGGGAAAGCGCAGUGUCGAUAAGGCCAACCGUGCAUGAGAGGGAACCUUUUGUAGUUUCCGCGGAGCGGCCUCACUCGCGGGCCCAGGGUAGGAAGAAAAAAUCGGCAUCUAGGGAGCGAAACCGAGGCGAUGGUCUUAUUUCUGUCUCCUCGGUCUACGGCAUAUUAGAGAGACUAGCGGAUGUUGUGCGUCCGCAAUCUGAUUCCAACCAUGUGGAUUCCAAUGGCGCAACGGGAAGGUUGGCUGCCUCAACUGAGCCACGGCAGAGCUUGAACGCCUCAAUAGAAAAUCGACAGAGCGGCGGCACGCAUCGCAAGGAUCGCCUCACGAGGGAACCCAACGUGGAACCAAAAGCUUUGAUGGCUAAUGCUCCACGAAUCGAGGGGGAUGAUUUUUUUGCAAAUGAUCAACGUGAGGCGCUUAAUUCCGUAGUGCCGACUUCGCAACUUCAACCCGUUGGGGUUACUUUGCAACGUUCGCUGCCUAUGCAACGACGAGCGUCUAGCGCCCGACGUCCAAGUUUUAGCCGCGCGCCGAGGACGCCGAGUUAUGCCUUACCCACUGAGAGCUGGCUCUGUAAGGGAGCAGAGCUCGAUGAAGGUCAUGUUGACUCCAGUUGUAUUUUGGAGGGGAAUAAAACAAAAGGACCUCUGCGUUAG